This is a messenger RNA of Chenopodium quinoa (quinoa), 1086 nucleotides long. RefSeq lists its product as uncharacterized. The record is from RefSeq and is a predicted model, not a curated record. The transcript is spliced from 2 exons. NCBI's taxonomy places the organism in Eukaryota, Viridiplantae, Streptophyta, Magnoliopsida, Caryophyllales, Amaranthaceae. The coding region runs from base 1 to 1086 and encodes 361 amino acids.
AUGGAAAGAGCUGAAAGAAUCAUUGAGGCAAGCGAGGUGUGCAAGGCACCCUUAGCUAAGGACAAGGGGAAAAUAAAGCACGAAAACAACUACCAUGAGAACAGUAACAGAAAGCCGAGAAAGGCUGAGAGUGAUGAUGAAGGACUUGGAUAUAAUGCUGAUAGGCGUGAGAUCUACAUGGACAUACAGAACAAGGCUCUCCUCCCCAAGCCGAAUCCAAUGAACACGAUGAUAAAUCAAAGGAAAAAAAACUCUGGUGCGAGAACUGUUUAUAUGCAUCAACCUCCGGGUUUUCUUGAUCAGAGAGCUCCCUUUCAUGUCUGUCAACUUCGCAAGGCUCUCUAUGGUUUGAAGCAAGCUCCCAGAGCUUGGUACCAACGCUUUGCAAAUUUUCUCAUUAAGUUGGUUUUUGUCCUCGCUAAGAGUGACACCUCUCUCUUUAAUUUCAGGCAGGGUGAUGAUAUGGCAUAUUUGCUUCUAUAUGUUGAUGAUAUUAUAUUAGCUACCUCAUCUGACAGGUUGUGUGCAGGGAUAAUAUCUCAGUUACAAACUGAGUUUCCUAUGAAUGAUUUGGGUCCUCUGAGUUAUUUUUUAGGGAUUGCAGUGACUCGCACUCCUUCUUAUUUGCUACUUUCGCGGGAAAAGUAUGCACAGGAGAUUUUAGAGCGUGCAAGUAUAGGCUCAUGUAAACCUGCAGCUACUCCAAUUUACACUAAGUCAAAACUUAGUGCAGAUGCAGGAAGAUCGUUUCGGGAUCCUACAUUGUAUCGCAAUUUAGCAGGUGCUCUUCAGUAUCUCACCUUCACUAGGCCAGAUAUUGCCUAUGCGGUACAACAGGUGUGUCUUUUUAUGCAUGAUCCCCGGGAACCUCACUAUGAGGCAUUGAAACGCAUUCUGCAUUAUGUUCAGGGUACCAUUGAUCACGACUUACAUUUAUAUCUGACUGUUUCUCAUCGACUUAUUACCUACACUGAUGCUGACUGGGGAGGUUGUCCCGAUACCCGACGUUCCACAUCGGGCUAUUGUUGUUUUCUUGGGGACAACCUCGUGUCUUGGUCAUCUAAGCGUCAGCAUACUCUGUCUUAG